Callorhinchus milii (elephant shark) is the source of this 1617-nucleotide messenger RNA. RefSeq names its product suppressor APC domain containing 2 (gene sapcd2). The record is from RefSeq and is a predicted model, not a curated record. The transcript has 8 exons. NCBI's taxonomy places the organism in Eukaryota, Metazoa, Chordata, Chondrichthyes, Chimaeriformes, Callorhinchidae. The coding region runs from base 1 to 1560 and encodes 519 amino acids.
AUGAUGAUGGUGGUGGUGGUGGUGUUCAAUGUGAGUUUGAAAAUGGGAACCUGUUGUGUGUUCAGUUUGACUGGACCCCAAUGGACCAAUCAGCGUGAGGCUCCGAGUCCCCCGGCCAAUCAGCGUGAGGCUCCGAGUCCCCCGGCCAAUCAGCGUGAGGCUCCGAGUCCCCCGGCCAAUCAGCGCCGGGGUGGGGGGGGAAAGGAACGUGGAGAGGAGUGGGUGACGUCACAGAGGGAAAACCCGCGGGGCCGGGGGGGCUGUGCCCCGGGGCUGUGCGCGGGGCCGGGCCCGGGGGAGCUGGAGCUGGAGGCGGGGCCGGGGCCGGGGCCGGGCUGCCGAGGGCUGCCCCGGGCUUUCCUGCACAGCCUCCGGACCCUGUUCGACAUCCUGGAUGACCAGCGGCGGGGUUUGGUGCACCUGCGGGAGAUCGAGUCUCGCUGGCGGGGAGGGGAGGCUGACGAGGCCGAGGCGGCCCGAGUCCUGCAGUGUCUGCGGGACGUGGCCCCGCCCUCGGGGUACCUCACCUUCCACAGCUUCGUGAUCGGACUCCGCUCGUCCCUCUUCGCCUCCGAGAGCGGCCGCCACCCGGGCGGGGGGGGCGGGGGGAGCGGGGGCGGGGCUGCUGCUGCCAACGGGUCCAGAAGAACCGGGAGCAUAGUCUUCAGGAGUAACGUGAGGCCGGUCGGCCCAGGUGUGUACGGAGGCUGCCACCAGCCCCGCUCCGCCACCGGGCAGCCCAAAGCCCUCGCAGUAAAGCACACCAACCACAAGGGAGCUCCGGAGAGGCGCAAAUCCCCCUUGCGGGUGAGAUCCAUGAACACUCCAGACCUGGUCCAGGAGCGGGUCAGCGAGGCGGACCCUGACUGCUGCGCAGUGCGAGGAGACGGACAUCACAACACGGACUGCCAGGACCAGAUGGAAGUGCAGAUGAAUGUGCAAACAGGUGUGGAGGGAAAGUGUAUGAGCCGCUAUCAGAGUGAGAGCAACGCCACGGGAAUGCCCUACUCACGGAGAGGCAACCGCGAUCGGACUCAACCCCGGAGACACACCAUAACCAGCGGGGUUGACUACGACUUGCUGAAGAGGAUGAAGGAGCUAGAACAGGAGAAAGAUGCUUUACUACAGGGACUGGAGGUGGUGGAUUGUGCCCGGGAAUGGUACCUCCGGCAAAUCCAGGCUGUUCAAGAGCGACAGAAACAAGUUGGGAAAAUCACAGACGCUCGUGAAUUCUGCUCGGAAAAUAACAAGAAGCGAAUGAGUCAACUUCUAUCCAAACUGCAGGAAGUGAAGCUUUGCCUUCGUGACCUAAUCUCCUCGUCUGGGAAGCCCUGGACGGCUUCGUGCUGUGAUGUGAAUGGAUUGCCGGCCGGGCCUGGGAACAAGCAGCACGUUACCAUGCUGAAGGAGCAGAACCGCUUGCUGACCAAGGAAGUGACCGCGCAGAGUGAGCGCAUCACCCAGCUGGAGCAGGAGAAAUCGGCGCUCAUCAAACAGCUGUUCGAGGCACGAGCUCGCAGCCGAGUUGACAGCAGCCACCUGGACUCCACCUUCAUCUAGGUCUCUGCACCCACAGCACUCCACAGCACACACACACACAGCACUCCAUCACCGCGC